AGGCAGAUAAAUUCAGGGAAUAGAUGAUGCGAGAGGGAACUCUCUGUCCUGUUCCUAUAUAAAGCCUUAUGUCUUCCUCGUUGCUAGAGCUUGAGAUCCUUGUGGUUGGCCAAAAGUAAAGGAAGAGGAGAGAGAGAGAGCUUGAGAUCCUUCUGGAUUCUGCAGGUAGGCCGUGAGGUGUAUCAGGGGAAGAAAUGUUGGAAGGUAAAGCCUUGAUAGAGGACACAGACAUGCCUGUGAAGAUGCAGAUCCAAGCCAUGGCUUCUGCUUCUGAGGCUCUGGAUCUCUUUGAUGUUGUUGAUUGCAAAUCCAUCGCUGCCCAUAUCAAAAAGGAGUUUGAUGCCAGAUUUGGGUGUGGAUGGCAGUGCGUGGUGGGUUCCAGUUUUGGGUGUUUCUUCACUCAUUCACAGGGAACUUUCAUUUACUUCACACUGGAGACUCUCAAUUUCCUCAUCUUCAAAGGAGCUUCUUCUUUCCCUUUCUGAAAAUGACCUAAGCUUGCGUUUCCUUGUUAAAAAGGUUCCAUCAAAUUACCUGAGAAAAAGUGCUGUUCUUUUUCUUGUCUUUUCUUCCCCACCCCCUUUUUCUCUUCCCUAUGUUGAGGGAAAACUUAUGCUGAGGAAAAUCUCAGAGGAAGAGGGCAGAAGCACCAACUUUUCCUGCGAUUGGGAUCUUAAUGGUUUGAAGUAUGAGAUGAAGUUGCAGUGUCCGUUUGUACAUAUAAAUUAGUGCUUAGCCCAGUACAUAUUUUCUUCUCCAGAUCAUUCAUUCUUCAUGUUCCUUUUUUCUCUGGUUCAUGCUUUGAUUGAUUAUGGUACCCUUAUCCCGUUUCCUGGA
Molecule: messenger RNA, 837 nt
Organism: Neltuma alba
Lineage: Eukaryota; Viridiplantae; Streptophyta; Magnoliopsida; Fabales; Fabaceae
Product: dynein light chain 1, cytoplasmic
Exons: 2
Coding region: 195-485 (96 amino acids)
Biological process (GO): microtubule-based process
Cellular component (GO): cytoplasmic dynein complex
Molecular function (GO): dynein intermediate chain binding
Source: RefSeq, a predicted model, not a curated record